Molecule: messenger RNA, 1410 nt
Organism: Trichophyton rubrum CBS 118892
Lineage: Eukaryota; Fungi; Ascomycota; Eurotiomycetes; Onygenales; Arthrodermataceae
Exons: 1
Coding region: 1-1410 (469 amino acids)
Biological process (GO): base-excision repair, AP site formation; base-excision repair; nucleotide-excision repair
Cellular component (GO): nucleus
Molecular function (GO): DNA-(apurinic or apyrimidinic site) endonuclease activity; oxidized pyrimidine nucleobase lesion DNA N-glycosylase activity; DNA binding
Source: RefSeq, a predicted model, not a curated record
AUGUUUCGACUUUUGGAGGCUUCCGAGAUGCCGAGGUUGUGGCUGGGCGGUGGCUUUAGCCGGCAGCAGAUAGAUGGACGCGGCAAACAACAACCAGCAGCUCAAGACGGAAGACGAAGAGACGAAGAAGAAGAAAAAGAAGACGGGAUGCGGACGUCGAGGGUCUCGUGGGAGGCAGCAAAGGUGGCUGAGAGCUUGACUUCACGCAGACGGGCCGUCAAGAGGGAAGAAGAGCCGGUCAAAAAGGAGGAGGACGCGAGUUCAGGCCUCUCUUCCCCCCCUACGACAGACAUCGAAGACCUGCUGACGGCGACGAGGAAGCGGAAGAGAGCAGCUACAAGGGCGGGUAGGGCUGUAAAGGCCGAAGAUAGCAUUGUCAAGACCGUGAAGAGCGUCAAGGAUGAGCCAGGAAUCGAUAUAAAGGGCCCUCCGAACUGGCAGGCCGUCUACGAGACCGUCAAGCGCAUGCGAGAACGCAAUCCCACAGCCCCCGUCGACACGAUGGGAUGCUCAGAGCUGUACUGGCGGUCGUCCUCGCCCCGAGACAGGCGGUUCCACACGCUGAUCGCCCUCAUGCUCUCCUCCCAGACCAAAGACACCGUCACGGCUGCCACAAUGCUAAGACUGCACACUCAGCUCACGGACGAGACGAGCGACAAUCCGGUGGCAGAGGUCUGGGACCGCGAUCACCAGAAGACUACUAGCACGCUGACCCUCGAGAACAUGCUGGCCGUGUCUCCAGAGCGGCUGAACGAGCUCAUCAGGGCCGUUGGGUUCCAUAACAACAAGACACGGUACAUCAAGGCCACCGCUGAGAUCCUGCGAGACCAGUUCGACUCAGACAUACCGUCGACCGUAGAGGGGUUGAUAAGCCUGCCUGGCGUGGGACCAAAGAUGGCGUAUCUCUGCAUGAGCUCGGCGUGGAACAAGCAUGAAGGCAUCGGCGUGGACGUCCAUGUCCACCGCAUUACCAAUCUAUGGGGAUGGAACAAGACCAAGACCCCAGAGGCUACACGGGCUGCUCUCGAGAGCUGGCUGCCCAGGGACAAGUGGCAUGAGAUUAACAAGCUGCUCGUUGGGCUCGGACAGACGGUUUGCCUGCCGGUUGGCAGACGGUGUACCGAGUGUGACCUCUCAGGUACGGGAUUGUGUAUAGCAGAGAUCAAGGGCAAGUUAAAGAGCACAAGAAAGAGAAUUAGCCCGGUCAAGACAGACAAGGAGGAAGAUAUUGAUUUCCCUGAAGUCGAGAGCAAGAUUGAUGUCAAGGUGGACAAGGAGGAGGAUAUUGAUCUACCGGACGUCAGUAAGGACGCUGAUCUUCCCGAAGUUGAAGAUACCAAGAGUAAUAUCAAGCUUAGUAUCAAGGAAGGUGUCGAGGAUAGUAAGAUAAGGAUCAAACUCGAGACGUAG